AUUUGUUUAGUUUUUGUGUACUCACUGAAAGCUUACAUGGCUUCUUACUACUUCCUCUUGUUUGUUCUUGUAGCUGCUUUUGCACUUUCUAAAGCAGAUGGCAAUGAGUUAUGCACAGAUUUCUAUUGCGACAGUUGCCCGAAACUGUUGUCCAUAGUGAAUCAAGGAGUCAUAAAAGCCAUUCGUAAUGAAGCUCGUAUAGGAGCUUCCAUACUUAGAUUGCAUUUCCAUGACUGCUUUGUAAACGGCUGUGAUGGAUCAAUAUUGUUGGAUGAUACAAAGAGUUUCAUAGGAGAAAAAACAGCAGCAGCCAACAAUAAUUCAGCUAGAGGAUUCAACGUGAUUGAUGACAUUAAAGCCAACGUCGAGAAAGCAUGCCCAAGAACUGUGUCUUGUGCUGAUAUUCUUGCUCUGGCUGCUCGAGACUCUGUUGUUACUCUAGGUGGCCCUUCUUGGGAAGUAGGAUUGGGAAGAAGAGAUUCAAUCACAGCUAGUAGAGCUGAUGCCAAUAAGUCUAUUCCUGCACCCUCUCUCAAUCUUGACCAACUCAAAUCAAAUUUUGCUAACCAAGGACUCUCUGAGAAGGACUUGGUAGCUCUUUCAGGUGCGCACACAAUCGGGCUAGCCAGAUGUACGCAGUUUCGAGCACACAUCUACAAUGAUUCCAACAUUGAUCCUUCAUUUGCCAAGUCACUGCAGAGAAAGUGUCCCAGAACUGGAAAUGACAACCUGCACCAGCCAUUAGACUUUCAAACCCCAACUCAUUUCGAUAACCUAUACUACAAGCAUUUACUUGUUAAAAAGGGUCUUCUCCAUUCUGACCAGGAACUAUUUAAUGGGAAUCCCACUACUGAUAAACUGGUGCAGAAAUAUGCCAAUGAUAAUGAAGAAUUUUUCGAAGACUUUGCCAAGGGUAUGGUCAAAAUGAGUAAUAUCAAUCCCCUCACAGGAAAGAAAGGACAGAUCAGAAUCAAUUGCAGAAAACACAACUGAAAAUUAAUGAGUAAUGUGUAUAUGAGUUAUGAGAAAAUGAGUGAGUAAUAAUUAUCCAUCUAUAUUUCCAAAACUAUGCCCAAUAAAGAUCUCUUGUCAUUAGGCAAGUUAUCAUAUAAGAAACCAUAAAUGUAAAUUGUAAAACAAGGCAAAUUCAUUGCAAUGUUUGAACUUUAAGAUAAGAAUAUAUACUAAAAUAUCCAA
This is a messenger RNA of Vicia villosa (hairy vetch), 1197 nucleotides long. RefSeq names its product peroxidase P7-like. Gene Ontology annotation, molecular function: heme binding; peroxidase activity. The transcript is spliced from 4 exons. Lineage: Eukaryota; Viridiplantae; Streptophyta; Magnoliopsida; Fabales; Fabaceae. Gene Ontology annotation, biological process: hydrogen peroxide catabolic process; response to oxidative stress. Bases 37 to 993 code for a protein of 318 amino acids. The record is from RefSeq and is a predicted model, not a curated record.